UUUUAUGCAGUGUUGAGUCAUGCCGCGUGCUAGCUUAUGCAAGCCGUUUACUGCCUAGCUGGCUACGUAUUCAAAUUUCUCAUGAUCCGUUUUAAUUGUUUGUGUCUAGGUAUCUAUGCAUCCAUCCAUCCUUGGUGUAGGUUUACUCAUCGUGACGUGAUACGUGCUCUGACACCGGAAGAGCCGAGAAAGAAAACAGUUGUGUGAAUGAGUCGUGUUUGUUGCACUUUAAGACUUCAAUAACUUGAAAUAUCCGGACAGUAUGGCAGUUGACUGGCUCGGGUUUGUCUAUGCAGCUACUAUUUUAUUCGGAGGCUUUAUGGGAUAUAAGAGAAAAGGAAGCUUGGUGUCACUCAUUGCGGGAUUAUUUUUCGGUGGCAUAUCUGCAUAUGGGGCCUUUAGAAUAACUAUGGAUCCACAGGACAAAUGGACCUCACUUACUGCUUCUGGUGCUCUGGCAGUUGUGAUGGGAAUAAGAUUCAAGAACUCUGGAAAAUUAAUGCCUGCAGGUAUUAUGGCUGGAUUAAGCCUCAUGAUGGUCGUGCGACUGCUGAUCCUCUGAACAUGACAUGAAGCUUCUUCAACUACAGCUUUCCUGGCAAUAUUGUUAUACACACACACACGCACACACAGCACUGCAUCAACCCCUCACUAAUUACAUACUGAUUGAAUCAUGACACUUCAUGUGAUCAUGUUAAUCAUUUUGAUCGCUCAUCUUGUACAUUCCAAAUAAAGCCAAUUUUAGUAUUUUUA
This is a messenger RNA of Ictalurus furcatus (blue catfish), 753 nucleotides long. It is a transcript of the gene tmem14a, whose product is annotated as transmembrane protein 14A. The transcript is spliced from 5 exons. The coding region runs from base 263 to 562 and encodes 99 amino acids. Gene Ontology annotation, biological process: regulation of heme biosynthetic process. NCBI's taxonomy places the organism in Eukaryota, Metazoa, Chordata, Actinopteri, Siluriformes, Ictaluridae. The record is from RefSeq and is a predicted model, not a curated record. Gene Ontology annotation, cellular component: mitochondrial membrane.